GCAUGUACACAAGUAAAGCAGAAUAUUGAAAAUGAUGGUCAGUUUAGUUUUACAAUGUGUCAUAAGAUUUGGUGACUGUCUUAUUCAGUUGAGCAUAUUAAUUGGUUGGAGAUAAGGUGCAUGGUACAACUAUAUAACAAAGAACAGCAAAUUCUGAAGCUUAUCCUUUCUCUUCCUUAAGCCCCCAACAAACAAACACGGAAGGAAUUUCUGCCACAUCCCUGCAGCCUACACUAAAUGAGUCACUGACAGAUUCCAAUGUUCACAGAGAGAAACUCAUGGACAAACCCUCAUGUAUUCAGGACAUAAGUCCAGUUGGUCCACAAGCUGGCACUGCUGUCCGAGGCAGAAAGCCCAAGAGAAAACUUCCAGAACCUCAUCAGAAAAGGUUUGAUCAAGAAAAAGACAAUAUUCCAUUACGACCACUCAGAAGGAAGGAUAGUUUAACCCCAGACCGCAAACAUAAAACUGAUGUUGUAUCGGUCAAACUCCUCCCUGAGGUUGUUCCAAUCCAGUCUGUACGGAAAGAUGCUACAGGUGAGAUACAACCUGCCACUGACCCAAUUUGCCGGAUAAAGAAAAGAGCCAGUAGUGUUCCUGGUGCACCUCAGAAUGGACUUGCCCAAGAAAGUGUUGGUGCUCUAGGAGAAGCAGAAUCUGUUCAAAUAUCCAUGGAUGUUGUUGCGCCUCCUCGUGUGAAAAGAAGAGAUGGUAGUUUGCCACCUGAAACUCCACAGAAAACUGCCCCUUUCAAGCCUCUGAGGAGAAAAGAGAGUGUCACCAGAGAGACAUCUGUUCUAAAACCUAAUGAACAACAGGAUUUGAAAGCCCAAGUCAGUUCUGCUUUAAAAAAUCUGGAUCAUUCUCCACCUAAACCAUGUGUCAGAAGCUCUGGUGUCUCAGGUGCUCUUGAACCUUUACAGAGCAUUGAUAAACCCGGUCAAACAGCCACUGAAAUGAUCCCUUUACAACCAGUAGGAAGAAAAGACCAAACAAUCAAACAACACUCUCAAGAAACAGAUUUUGCGGGGAGUGCUUCUCUACAGACAAACACAGAACUGGUCUGCUCAAAGCACACAAGGCAAACCUCUCGUACUUCUGAAUGGCAUAACAAAGACAUUAACACAUCUGUGGAAGCCUCUUCUCACGUAAUUUGUCCCUCAGAAACAAAGGGAAUCGAGAGCAUCACUCCAAAGCCUAAACCAGAGAUAUUUAAUUUUGAUCAAACUGCUUCUCUCUCAAUCAUUAAGAAGAUACGUCUUCCACAACGUGGCAAGAAAUUGCCCUCAAGCAAAUCUGGCAAAAUUGACUGUGACAAGGAGUCUGUAAAACCAGUCCAGAUAGAAAAAACUGUUAAGGAAGAAAUAAAGCAAUCAAAUAUUGCUGGUGACACAUCUGUUGGUACGAUUGACAUCACCUCUUCUCAGAAAAUCGAAGAUGCAUCAGAGAUAGCAGAAGCAGAGAAGGACAAUCAAACAAGUCUUCUAAUGCCAAGGCCGCGUGUGAGAAAACGUCUCAGUGGCUCCUUCCCAGAUGACAUUACAGCCAUGGCAAGCACAUCCAAGGCUUCCUAUGGAGAAGAGGCACAAGCAACAAAACAAGAUGGUCCUUCAUCCAUUUCCUCAACAACUAAAGAAUUGUCAAAAGUGCAAGACAGCAAAAGCUUUCCCCCUCUUCCUUUGGGUUGUCCACCUUCUUCAUCCACAGAUGAAGUGACUCCUGUGAAGUUGAGGAAAAGUAAAUUUACCAUUGAGGGCAGAGUUCAAGUAGAGGAUAUUUCAGAGAAGACACCAGGUGCUUUCAGCUUACCUGUACCAAAACCAAGAGUAAAGAAGCGUCUCAGUGGUUCAUUCCCAGAUGCCACCACAAUUUCUGACUCGUCGCCCCCCUGCUUGCCAGACACAGUAACUGACACCACUGGCAAUGAAUCAGUCCAACAGAAUGAACAGUCAAGCUUGCCUGUUCCAUUGCCGCGGGCCAAGAAACGUCUCAGUGCGACUUAUUCAGACAGCACACCACUUGCAGACAAUUUAUUCCAUCUAGAAAUGGAAUUGUCUCAGAGAAACCUUGAGCAUACAUUACCCGCUAGCAAGGAAACCAAGGAAGGUUCAACAUCGAAGGAUUCAAGUGUGAUCUCUGAAGGAGGUUUCGUCACAAUCCAAGGAGAAGACAACGGUGCGUCAGAGUUGGAACGGGAAGUUCUAGAAGCAAUGGGGGAGGCGGAAUUUCCUCAGGUAGAUGCUGUAGAAGAUACUGAUAAGGGACUGGAUGAACUCAUUGAGGGCUGGACCUUUACAGAAAAACCUGUUGUCACAGAUGACUCAGAGAAGACUGCAGAGUGUGUGUCUGAGCAGGCUGACAUUGAAAAAGUCCUGGGAGAAGAGGUUGAUAGGUCCCUUGCUUCCGCUGUUGCAUCUUCUCAGGAUGACUGGCUACAUGUAGAGGAUGAUAAAGACAGUGAACCAAUGGAAAUAAACUCAGGGAACGAAAUGAGGGACGAAGAGUUGGACUUUGGCUUUGUGUCUGUAGAUGUAGAUGCUGGUUGUUUGGAGGAAGAAAGGCAAGGGGGGAAGUCACAGGUUGCUUGCCUCAACCAAGCCAAAGAACCAACAACUCCUAAGAAUAAACUUGCAGAUGGGGCUUCCUCUCCAGAAGGCUUUUCACCCACCCCCAGCUUAGUGACAUCAAGUCAGUCUCUACUGGACUGGUGUCAGGAAGUCACACACAGUCACAAGGGAGUGAAGAUCACCAACUUCAGCACCUCUUGGAGGAACGGCCUUGCCUUUUGUGCUAUUUUACAUCACUUCCAACCAGAAAAGAUUAAUUAUGAAAUGCUGGACCCGUAUGACAUCAAGAGCAACAACAAGAAGGCCUUUGACGGAUUUGCUGGACUUGGCAUUUCCAGGCUAAUGGAGCCUUCAGACAUGGUCAUGCUAGCAGUGCCUGACCGCCUCAUUGUCAUGACAUACCUCAACCAGAUCCGCACCCAUUUCACAGGCCAGCAGCUCAGUGUGCUUCACAUAGCGAGGGAUAGCAGUGAGUCCAGCUAUGCAGUGGCAGGGGACCGGGAUAGCCAAGAGGACCCAGAGGCGACUGCUCGCUACUGCGCCCAGAGGCUGCAGGAGGAGGGUAUAAGUCUAGACACCAACAGGACUGCAGGCACCGCAGAGUCGGCGGACAGUAAAACCAGGGACGUCGUACCACCUCCCAGAACCAAACGGAUGCAGGUUGCUGGGGCUCAGCCACCAGUCGCACCGCCAAGAACUCAUUUCCUGUCCAAGACUGGUUUCUCUCAUGUCAAAGACGCAGAUCUUGUCAAGAAGCGUAGGUCACAGCGGAGGAGUGGGUCAUUAGAAGAAGGAGAGAUAUCGGUGGUUGUUGCUAGCCAAGACGACAGUGCGAUUACUCGGAGGAAGUCUGACACUGAGAGAACAGAGGCUGAGGCCGAGGAGGGAAGACCAGAGGGCCAGGACCCCAGCCAGUAUGUGCUGAGUCAGAUAGAAGCCCUGGAAGCAGAACAAAGUCAUAUUGAUAACAGAGCAGGGGUGGUUGAGAGGAAACUCAGACAACUACUAGAAACAGGCAGUGACAAGGUGGAGGAGGAGAGGUUGAUUCAGGAAUGGUUCAUGCUGGUCAACAAGAAGAAUGCUUUGAUCAGGAGGCAGGAUCAUCUGCAGCUUCUGCUGGAGGAACAAGACUUGGAACGGAAAUUCGAGCUGUUAAAGAAAGAGCUGAGGGACAUGAUGGCAAUUGAAGAGGGGCAGAAGACUCAGGUCCAUAAACGCAGAGAGCAGCUGCUGCUCCAGGAGCUGGUUUCACUGGUCAACCAGAGGGACGAACUGGUCCACGAUAUGGACGCCAAGGAAAGAGGAGCUCUGGAGGAGGACGAGCGUCUGGAGCGAGGCCUGGAGCAGCGGAGGAGGAAGUACGCCAAGCAGCAGAAAGAGAAGUGUGUGAUGCAGUGAUUCUGUGAACCAGGAAACGCCGGCUCUCCUACCUGACAGGAAGCGGGCGAAGACGUGUCCUCUCUCCACCUGCUGUCAGAUUGAAGAGGACAUUCAGACGUAGCAGGGUGCUUCUGAACCAAUAUGAGGAUGAUGUAUUUCCAAAGGAGAUGGGCCACAAACAGAGUGAGGCUCUGAGAAAUCUUAUUUUUGAUCCAAUGUCUUAAAAUGUGGCGUAAGGCAUCAUUUUUGGACUAGAGAUCAAAUUAUUCUAAGUGGGUUGUAGUGUAAUUUUUCCACAAAUCAAUGCGUUGUCCAUAAACUCUAAACUGUAAACCCGACAGGAUGUUCAGCACCCACUGAGCAGAAGAGGCAGCAGGGCCUCAGAGAGAGAGAGAGAGCUGCUUCCACGUUUGGACUGUUUGCUUUGCAGUUUCUGUGCUGUGUUUUUUUUAGAGACUGUUGUUACAGACUGUGAAUUAAUUGAAAGUGUGUAUGAGACUUGGAAUUGUUUGGUUCAGAUAUGAGCUGCCAAAAACAAGGGAAGUAGUUCCGACCAUUCUGAUAGCCAAAAUCUAGUGGCAGUUCAUUCAGAGUUACAGGGAUUCAGUGUUUCCUGGUGACUGUUGCUCAUGGCAGGGUGAGAAAGUCUAAUUUCAGACUUAAAACAGACAGAGGGUUAAGGAAAGACAGUGGUUUGGGAUUUAUUUUUAAAGAAUUUAAAGGGACAGUUCACACCAAAAUUAAAAAACGACAUGUUUUCCUCUUACAAUAAUCUAUUUAUAAGUCUAGAUAGUUUUGGUGUGAGUUGCCAAGUAACGUCUGCCUUCUCCAAAAAGAAAGGAACUAGAUGGCACUCUGCAGUUUCAUGUAGGAACUAUUUCCUGUCUACCAAACUACACCCCACAACAACAGUAUCACUGCGCAGAAGGAAGCGUGCGUCUCCUCACAGACGAGCAGAAAGCGAGACAUGCAAACGUUGAUUGGGUCCUCAAGGCCAAGCGACGACAACGCAACUCACACCAAAACUAUCGAAUCUGAUGAACAGCACCACAGAUAAGAAGAAACAUAUAUUUUAGAUUUUUGGUGAGCUGUCCCUUUAAGGUCAUGGAAGAACAAAAUAUCGGUCCAGCCCCAGGGGAAACUCGACUGUUUGAACACACAGUUAGUCACCACAGUUGCCUACAUUGUUUCACUCCAUUGGAACCGUCCUGCCCGUGUUCAGAUGUGUUGGCUGUUACAGAAGCUGUUUGGAGACGAGAAGCAGUCUGAGAUUGGUGUUUGAGAUGUUGAAAUGCAGCCAUUUUAUUAUUUUUAUUUUUACUUCGAUUUAAAGUUUUACUAUUUAUUCAAGUUGUCAGCUGGAAGAGCAGCCACACAUAUAUUUGAACCAAAGCUAUUAGCCGUCAUUAUCGUAGCAUUCGUCUCCAGUCUGUGUAAAGAAUGUUCACCCAGCACGGUAGCAUUUAUCCUCUCUGUAACAUUGACAUAGGAAGAUUUAUACAUGUAGGAUUUUAAUUUCACCACCUAUUGAGAAAUUCUUCUGAUGAGGUUUAAGUGACAUUCAGUGACUCCUGCCUUUUAUUUUGAAAAUACUUUUACAUUACACAAAAAUUGAUCCUGAAAUGAAAGGUGAAGACUGAAUGUUUCUUCAUUCUAAAAGCCAAAUCUUUGUCAGCGCAAUAGACAUAUACUUAAAGUGAAUUAAAGGAAACUUCCUCCGUGUUUUGAACUGGAAAGUGUUUUUACUUCAGUGUGAGGACGUUCUGUAACAGCGCCGUUUAUUUAGUGCUGAAACGUUUGCAGUUGCCUCGUUGACGGCCGGUUGUAGCCGCUCUGAGCACCACUCGUGUGAAUGAGUCAUGACCCAUCAGAAGGAUUGCUGUUUUCAAUGUUACAUUUGCACUAUUUGUAAAGUUUGGAAAAUACAAAAGAUUUGAACCCCUUCAACAUCUCCUGAGGUUUUAUUUCAUAUUGAAAAAUGGAUUGCAUUAUGAUUUGCUGUCUUGAAAUUUUUAGUUUUUUAAACUUCUUUUCUACACUAUUUGUU
Anoplopoma fimbria (sablefish) is the source of this 5994-nucleotide messenger RNA. It is a transcript of the gene ehbp1l1a, whose product is annotated as EH domain binding protein 1-like 1a. Gene Ontology annotation, molecular function: protein binding. Bases 279 to 3965 code for a protein of 1228 amino acids. Lineage: Eukaryota; Metazoa; Chordata; Actinopteri; Perciformes; Anoplopomatidae. The transcript is spliced from 12 exons. The record is from RefSeq and is a predicted model, not a curated record.